This is a messenger RNA of Trifolium pratense (red clover), 2473 nucleotides long. Its product is annotated as pentatricopeptide repeat-containing protein At3g22690-like. The transcript has a single exon. Gene Ontology annotation, biological process: RNA modification. NCBI's taxonomy places the organism in Eukaryota, Viridiplantae, Streptophyta, Magnoliopsida, Fabales, Fabaceae. The record is from RefSeq and is a predicted model, not a curated record. Gene Ontology annotation, molecular function: RNA binding; protein binding. Bases 87 to 1619 code for a protein of 510 amino acids.
AUGAUUUUCAUUUUCAUAAUCGAAAUAAUGACUUAACUAACAUCCAAAUUAUAUUGAAAUCAUUCCAAACACUUCAAUGAGUUCCAAUGCGUCGCGUAUCACGAAGAGUGCAGCAAUGUUUGGGACCAAAACCUCACCAAACCUCAUUUCAUUACACCGGUCUACUACACCAUUGCAAAACCACUGAUUGCAUUAAAAAAAUUCACGCCCAAAUUAUUACCGGUGGCCACAGAAAAGACCCAUUUAUCGCAGCUAAACUAAUCGACAAGUAUGCACAGUUUGGUGGCUCCAAUGUUGAACAUGCACGCAAAGUGUUCGACAUUUUGUCUGAAAGAGAUGUUUUCUGUUGGAACGUUGUCAUCAAGGGUUAUGCCAAUAUGGGUCCUUUUACUGAAGCCUUAAACGUUUAUGAUGUGAUGCGUAUAAGUGGUACUACUCCGAAUCGCUACACUUACCCUUUUGUGCUUAAGGCUUGUGGUGCUGAGAGGGAUUAUGUAAAGGGUCGAAUUAUUCAUGAGAAUGUUGUGAAGUGUGGAUUGGACUUUGAUUUGUUUGUUGGGAAUGCUCUUGUUGCAUUUUAUGCGAAGUGUCAGGAGAUUGAAGCGUCGAGAAAAGUGUUUGAUGAAAUGCCUGAGAGAGAUAUUGUUAGUUGGAAUUCUAUGAUUUCGGGAUAUAUCGCGAAUGGCUAUAUGGAUGAUGCUGUAUUGGUAUUCUAUGAUAUGUUGAGGGAUGAUGAUAUAGGUUUUCCUGACAAUGCUACUCUUGUAACUGUUCUUCCAGCAUUUGCUGAGAAAGCUGAUAUUCAUGCAGGAUAUUGGAUUCAUUGUUAUAUUGUCAAGACAGGGAUGAAACUUGAUCCUGCUGUUGGUUGUGGUCUUAUAACAUUAUACUCAAAUUGUGGUUAUAUAAGCAUGGCAAGAGCCAUUUUUGACCAGAUAUCGGAUAGAAAUGUCUUUGUUUGGAGUGCAAUUAUUAGGUGCUAUGGGACACAUGGAUUUGCUCAUGAGGCUCUUGGUAUGUUCCGGCAAUUAGUUGAUUCUGGCUUGCAUCCAGACGGCGUUGUGUUUUUGUGUUUGUUGUCGGCAUGUAGUCAUGCAGGUAUGCAUGAACAGGGUUGGCACCUUUUUCAGACCAUGGAAACUUAUGGUGUUGCAAAAGGCGAGGCUCAUUAUGCUUGCAUGGUGGAUCUUUUGGGUAGAGCUGGUGAUCUAGAAAAAGCAGUGGAGUUCAUUCAAUCUAUGCCUAUCCAACCAGGGAAAAAUGUUUAUGGCGCCUUGUUGGGUGCCUGUAGAAUACACAAACAUUUGGAACUUGCUGAAUUGGCUUCCGAGAAGUUGUUUGUUUUGGACCCUAACAAGGCCGGGCGGUACGUGAUUCUAGCACAGAUGUAUGAAGAUGAAGGUCGGUGGCAGGAUGCAGCCGGAUUGAGGAAAGUAAUCAGGGAGAAAGAAAUCAAGAAGCCAAUUGGUUAUAGCUCUGUUGAACUGGAAUCAGGUCAUGAAAAAUUUCGGGUAAAUGAUGAGUCUCAUCCAUUUACAACAUAUAUUUUUGAGACCUUGGUAAGCUUAGAUAGGAUAAUGGGUAACGAAGCUCGCACUCAAUGUGAUGCCAUUUUGUAGGGACUAUGAAAUGGUGGACAAAGGGAAACACCAUCUAAUUGUGUUGAUUAACCGAUAGUCUGAUACUAAUUAUCUAGAACUGAACUGAUUGUAAAAAAAAAAAAUCUAUAACUGAUAGUCAUAUCUUCGUCCCUGGAGAUGAUCAUGAAUUCACAAACUGCACUAUGCUACGAGUUUAUUGAUACUGUGAAGUAUAGUUGAAGAUUCUCUUAGGACAAAUACCAAUAGUUAGAAUUCAGUAUGGCAGCUUAAUUAUGCAAAUAACAUACAAUUAUGAAUGAUAGACUCAAGACAAGAUAGAGGCCAGGUGAAAAUUCACAUAUGAUGAAAUUAUGCUUGAAGGGAUAAAUAGAAAAAGUUUCAGUUCAAUUGAAGCUUGUAAUUUGCUCAACAACACCAGGACAUUUUUUGUAAACUAAAUUUGAAGUUAUGUUCGAAGAUCUUGCAAACGUGUGAUCAAAUGAAGUAGCCAUCAAUGGUUUUGUUUCUCGACAGUGGAUAAUACAAACCUUAAAGCUAGCCAAAGAGGUCAACUGUUUGAUACAUAGAAUUUUGUUUUGGAAACAAGAUGGUUUUAUUUAUAUAAUGUUUUUUUGGGUUUGUGGCUUCGAGUUUGCUUCAUGGAGAGCUAAAUUAUUUAGAAAAUCACUUCAUUUUUUUUUUUAUAUCUUGUGUUUUUCUUUUUCAAUUUGUUAGUUUCACGGGGAAGAUAUACUUAACCAUGUCAUGCCAAUCUUGAGUAUUUAUUAAUCUUACUAUCAAAAUUAGAAGCUAAACAGCUCAUUUGUCUUGUUGUGAUUAAUUGUUGAUGGAUUGAGUGUUGCAAAACUCUGCUGGAGUGUGAAAAAUUGGUU